Messenger RNA from Cyclopterus lumpus (lumpfish), 2861 nucleotides. It is a transcript of the gene edaradd, whose product is annotated as EDAR-associated death domain. The transcript is spliced from 6 exons. Bases 227 to 892 code for a protein of 221 amino acids. Gene Ontology annotation, biological process: signal transduction. Gene Ontology annotation, molecular function: protein binding. The record is from RefSeq and is a predicted model, not a curated record. NCBI's taxonomy places the organism in Eukaryota, Metazoa, Chordata, Actinopteri, Perciformes, Cyclopteridae.
ACGACUUCCGAGAGGGAUGUGUUUGAAUUUCCGAGGGGGUCGUGAAGGCAGCACUGAUCCUGGCAGCCUACCUCUUCAUCACUAAGGUGUAUCUCUCGUGUGAGCUGCCGCCGCUGGGCUGCUGCUGUCGGCGUGUGUUCUUGCUGCGCACCGGAGGAUUACAGCGUGGUUCUCACCUGUUACCGUCAUACAGACACUUUAUAUCUCACCUCGUGCAUCUACCUGCAUGGCAGACGUCAUGGAUUCAAAAAUGAGCAGUUUGAGGGCGUUUAAGGAACCAUUUGACAGAAGCAGCUCUGAACCUGUGGAGGACACAGACACCACCAGCUUUGUGGCCGAAUUUUCCCUGGAGGCCAAUUAUCCGGUGCAGGUGACGGAUCCUAAUGAUGCUGUGACACUCCACCUGAGCUCCAUGCCCUCUGGAUUCCUGAGCCCCUCAGACAGAAUAAGACAGCCAGUUCAAGAUGUUGAAGAAUGCACCUGCCCAACAUCUACUUCACCAGACCACCCCAAAGAGCUGCAGUUACUAAGCAGCCCCUGUGAAAAGUGCCGCCGCCCGGCACCUCCACCCAAGAUAAGUGAUCUCAUGAACGACAAAGAUCUCCUGGACUCGUUGCGGCUCAAGCUGGACCCGAAUCACUGCACCAUCAAAAACUGGAAGAACUUUGCGAGUCGCUGGGGGAUGAGCUACGAUGAACUGACCCUGCUGGAGCACCGGACCCAGGGCUCCUUGUCCCAGAGCCCCACCCAGGAGUUCCUGCUGCGCUACAACCAGAAGACGGUCACUGAGCUCACCGAACUUUGCCGCAUCUACCAGCGCAUCGAUGUGCUGCGACUGCUGCAGAGCUGGAUAGAGAAAGACUGGCCGUCACGCUGGCAACAGGCUCAUUAACGUGUUCACCUUCUGUCAGGGCUGUGCUUCGUCUUCUUCUUCAUACCAUGUUUAUCAUUAGUAACUUUAGUAAGUGAUCUUAAGAAAAAGAACAACAGACAGAAGAGUACGGCUGAUGAACAGCGUGGUUUUCUGUGUUAGCCGUGCUGACUCCGUGGAUGUUGUUCAUCCUGUCGGUUGCUCCUCCACUUUGGUCCAGACUGAAGUAUUUUAAACAACUGUUAGAUGGAGUACCAUGACAAUAACCUCAAUUUCUCCAUUUGGGAUCAAUUAAUGCUAUCUUCUGAUUCAUGGUCCCCAGGGCAUGAAUCCUAUGACUUUGGGGAGCCACUUUUCCUAUAGCGCCAUCAGCAGGUCAAAAGGUUCUCUUAUCCAGUGUUAUAUCCCAACGUUCACUCGAUGGAUUGGGACACAUUUGUACAGACGCUCAUGGUUCCUAGAGGAUGUAUCCUAACGACUGGCCAUCUCCUGACUAGCACAACUAAAAGGUUGACAUUUAUAGUUUUGAGCGCAAUGCCUCAACAACUAUUGGAUGGUUUGCCAAAGAAUUUGGUGCGGGCAUUCAUGUUCCCCGCGGGAUGAAUUGUAAUUAAUUUGGGGAUCUUCUGCUUUUUUUCUGCAGCGCCAUCAUCAGUUAAAAGAUCGUAUUUGUCCAACUCUGGUUUUCAACCUAAUUCUUGCUGAAGUCAAGUGUGUUAAGGGAUAAUUAGCAAAUAUUAGCAUUCUAAAUGUAUGAUGGUGAACAUACCUUCUGAACAUCGGCAUGUUAGCAUCUUCCUCAUGCGCAUGUUAGCAUGCUGAUGUUAGCAUUUAGAUCAAAGUACCCAAGUAUUUACAGAGCCGUUAGCGUGGCUGUAGACUCGUAUUCAUGUGCAUAUGGCUGCAUUGGUCUUGAGGGAAUGUCCGAGUAUUUAUUUUUUAUUAUGUAUGUUGUUUUAUAUUUGGAAUUAAAACUCAUGCUCAUACAACUAAGACGCCAUGUUAGCAGAUAUAGGUCACAACCUUUGAGUGAUCAUGACAUCGUGUGUCUUUGUUACUAUUGUUCUAUUGUUGCAUCCAGUGGGGCGCUUAUACUCACAACCAUAAUAUUAAUUUCAUAGAUAUCUCCUAAAUUUUGUUUAACCAGAAGAUAUUCUACAAACUAAAUAAAAAAAUGUAAUGUUAAAUUUGCCAACCAAAACUACUGUUAAAACCUUUGCUCGCCUCCAUGUUAUUUGUUAUUCAGUUUGUUUUUUCAGGUUUGAAGAAACAAGACAAUUCUAUUUUUUUAUUGCACUAGUUUUGUUAGUAUGAAAUAAAUGCAUGUCAAACUCUGUAAAAGCUUUAGUCAUUUUCAAAGGAAAACUAAGAAGCGACUUCAACCUCAAAGGAAAAACAGGCCCAUUUUUUUUUGAAUAAGGAAUUAUAUUUUUAUAUUUUUUAAACUUAUUUAUCAGCAACGCUUUGCAUUAUAACAGCUCAUUAAUUCCUAAAUAUUUUCCAUAAGGUUCCUGGAAAGAAUGUUCUUGUUGGUGCAUUUCCAGUUGAUUAAUGCUAUUGCUUUCUACAGACAUUUUAUUCAGCUUAAUGUAGGUUAGCUGAAAGAGCUUUUAAUAAGUAAGCAUACAGAUCAACUUAUGUGGAGUACAUUUUACAAUAAUACAUAUUUUAAUCACAUUUAUUUGGGUUAUAUUUUAAGGACAUUCCUUUUUUACCAAUAAUUUGGAUUUUUUUAAAGAGGUUUCCCAUAAAUGUCUUUGAUAAACACGGAUUUGUAAAUGAAUAAGUUGUAAAGGCAUCUUAUUCAUUUUCAUACAUUAAUUUACUUUGCAUACAAACCAACAAAUCAUCAGUUGUAUCUUUUUGGUAAAGAAUCACAAGUACACACAAUUAUCUUAUCAAGUAAAGAUGUUAAGGUAAAGUAAUGCAUUUCUUAGAAACUUGUGAUCACAUGCAAUACUAAUAAGUAACAUACUUCCAAAUCAACAAU